AUGAUGGCGAAGAUGUUGAAGAGGACCGCAUUGAAGAAUAACGGAGAAGGAGCAAGAAAUACAAAGGGGACGAAGAGAAUGACGGGAGCAGGAGGGACUUACACAGAGAACGUGACCAUGGAUGUAGCCGUAGCCAUGAGGAAAGAAGAAUCAGAUUCUCUCCCUCUCUCUCUCUCUCUCUUACACACACACACACAGCGCCCACUUCUUCUGCUCGCGGCGGCCGAGCGGUUACAUAGUUAUUUCGGAUCUCUGCUAGCUCUGGAGUGUUUGAUUCGUAUUAUUUUUAGGGUUUCUGCGACUAAGGACUCGAAGCUCUUUCAUCCUGCAAAUCAGCAGUUGAAUAGACUUCAGAUUCAAGAAAACAACAAUUUCUUCUUCAAAGAUAGAACCAUAACAGAUCGAUCUGGUAGUGAUGUUCAUGUUGUUACUAGAAAUGAUCGUUAUUCACCUUCAUGGAGUUUUCGAUGGGAUAACAGAGGGCGUGUAGCAGAAACCGCAUAUGCAACAGAAGAAGGAAGCCCUUUGGAUAGUUCUAGAAGCCUCACAUGGCAAAAGUCUUCACCUUCUGAAGAAAUUGGGUUUCCUCAAUCACAUCCUUUGAAUUCCAAGAAUCUUCCUGAGGGAAAGGAGUCAAUGGGAACUCCAUUAACUUCAGACCAAUCUCCAACAAAAACAUCAACGCCACCUCAUUCAAUUUCAUCCUUGUCAGCAUCACCUCUAUCCUCCUCCCAAGGCCACCUCCCGCCGCUCUCAACCCUAACCCCAUCACGAUGGCCCCGCCCAUCCCCAAACCACCACCACCACCACCUCCUCCGGCAAGUCUCCGACAGCCGAAUCCGCGGCAUAAUGUCCCCAAACUUUUCAAUCUCCGAAGACGGUUCACCUUCACCUUUCACCCACCCAGGGUGGGCCCACAAGUCAACUCGCGGGUCCCACGGCGGGUCAUCCGAUGCAUCAUCCGAGCCCACCUACUCCGAGCUCAUGGCAAUUUAUAACAAUUCCAAAAGAUGGUCUUUUGAUAGCGAAUCUUUAAGUUUUAGUCGCGAUAGGGUAAGCAGAUGUAGUGGUAGGGUUUCUUCUUCACCUUCCGUUGAUGUUCAACCGUGUGGUGUCUGCUCCAAGCUUUUGACCGAAAGAUCGUAUUGGGGCAACCAGAAGGUGGCGGCGGCGGCGGGGUUGGCGGUAAAUGGGCUUCCGGUGGCGGCGGUUUUGAUAUGUGGGCAUGUUUAUCAUGCGGAGUGUUUGGAAAACAUGACACCUGAGGUGAACAAGUAUGACCCCGCAUGUCCCGUGUGUACUUUUGGGGAAAAAAAGGUUUUUAAAUUAUCGGAAAAGGCACGAGGGGAAAUGGAUUUGAAGGGUAAGAUUGGUAAAUUGAGGAAAAGGGUGAUUGAUGGUGAUUUGGUUUUGUUUGAUGGGGUGAAAAGUAGAGGGCCAAGAAUGGGAGCAAGUUCUAGUAUGAAGAGUUCUUCGGUUUUUUUGGUCAAAAUCAAACAAGGAGUGAAGUUUCUUGAUUUAAAAGGUAGGGGUACUUAUAAUAUUUCUAAAGAAAGAGAAGAUAUGAUAUAUGAUAUAUGAUAUAUGAUAUAUGAUAUAUGUAUGUAGUUGUUUCACCUUCAUCAUCUCCACUCCAGCAUUGAGAGUUGAAAGCACAGGUGAAUGAAUACUCAUUCAUAUACAACAGCUGGGAAGAAUAAUAUUAUAUAUGAUGAAUUUCUAGAUUUAUUAUUUGUUUUUUUUUUUUACUUUUUGUAUUUUGUAAAGUAUUAUUUAUGAUUAUUUUGUGUUGAUUCUCUCGCAUUUAAAUGUAUGUAUUUUCUCAGCCCAUA
Messenger RNA from Lactuca virosa, 1832 nucleotides. NCBI's taxonomy places the organism in Eukaryota, Viridiplantae, Streptophyta, Magnoliopsida, Asterales, Asteraceae. The record is from the annotation of a GenBank genome assembly.